Messenger RNA from Alternaria alternata, 1044 nucleotides. RefSeq names its product HET-domain-containing protein. The annotation marks the transcript as partial. The record is from RefSeq and is a predicted model, not a curated record. The transcript has a single exon. NCBI's taxonomy places the organism in Eukaryota, Fungi, Ascomycota, Dothideomycetes, Pleosporales, Pleosporaceae.
AUGCGAUGCGCGCAAAGAAGAGGCGAGCGAUCUCGCCAGAUUCCUACCCGACUGCUGCAGGUGCAGCCCUUAAUACCAAGCCCCAAAGCAUAUCUCCGCCAGACUGCUCAAAUACCAGAAGAUGCAAGGUACACGACUCUAAGUCACUGCUGGGGUCAAUAUAUGCCAAUAAAGCUUGAAAGGAGAACGUUGCAAGCAUUCUUGGAUGGGAUCGAUGUUGGCAGGCUUCCACCAACAUUCCAGCAAGCCAUCAUGCUCACUAAGUCGCUUGGUAUAGAGUACAUAUGGAUCGAUUCUCUUUGCAUUAUCCAGGACGAUGACACUGACUGGGCCAAUGAGUGUACUCGAAUGACGUCUGUCUACAUGAAUUCAUUUGUCAACAUCGGGGCGAACGCGGCUGGAGAUUCUCGAGGAGGCCUUUUCCAACAACGAUCAUGGAAAUCUGUGAACCCCUUAUCGGUGAAUCUUACGUAUAUACCCACAGGUUGGUAUCGCAAACCUGUCGUAUUAUGGCCGAAUCCUGGAAUCGGGGCCCUGCUUGAUAAUGCGCCGCUUGGGGAUAGAGGGUGGAUCGUUCAGGAGCGUCUUCUUGCGCCACGCACUGUCCAUUUCCUGAAACACAAAGUCGUAUGGGAAUGCGACGAAUGUCAGGCAUCCGAGACGGACGUCACAGGAAAGCUUGAAGACACCUACCUCUAUAAGAGGACAUAUCUGGCUGUACCUAUAGCACCGAGCCACGGCGCCGGCGAUCGCAUCACCCAGUUUCUGAACACAUGGCGCGACAUUGUCGACUUAUACAGCACCGGCAAGCUGUCGGUAGCCACAGAUAAGCUAGUAGCAUUAUCUGGAGUUGCAAAAUAUAUGUUUGAACAUCGUCAGGACAACAGGACUCUGCGAUACUACGCAGGCCGUUGGAGCCAAGACUUCGAGUUGCAACUAAUGUGGUCUGCCUCCCCCGUCAACACUGGCAGUCGAUCACAGACUUACGUCGCACCUUCAUGGUCGUGGGCGUCGUACAAUGGCGAGGUUUCAUUUCCAAAUUAU